UCUCCACGCCAAAUUACCAGAGACUCCGCCGCAUAUAUAAACCGAACCCAAUUCCCACGACCGAACGGAACCGGGCACCGCCAUCACCGCCGCCACCGCCGCCGCAAUCCCGAUUCCCACACACGCCUCUCUCCUUCAACCCCAAUCGAAAGCACCGCCGAAACGAGUCCACUAGUGGUGCUCGCCCUUGAUCUGGCUGCGGUGGCUGGACCGCCCCCUGCUGCCGCCUAACCACACCUCAGAGCUCGCAGAAGAAUCUUUAAUGGCGUCGGAGUCGCAUCGCCGACCAUAGGAGCCUGAGGUGCCGAGGCGACCGCUUGUCACUUCGUGGACAGGCUGCUCGUCUUUUCGCGGCGCAUUGUGUUGUCUUGAUAUAUGCACUCGGCGCCGGAGAUGAAUGACCGAGCUCGGAGGCCGGCGGCGGCGGCGGCGCACGGCGCGAAGGCCGCCCCGAAGAGUGACAGAGUGAGGGAGAAGGAUCCGAGGAAGGCCACGAUGCCGGUGAAGGAAUCGGCCAACGCGGCCACCAGGGGCGUCAGGAACAGAGUUCAGUCGAGGAGAGAGUGGAAGCUUGCGCUGCAACAAGAUGUCGAAAAGCUGAAGAAGAAGCUGCGUCACGAGGAGAACGUCCACCGAGCUCUAGAGAGGGCGUUCACGCGGCCGCUCGGAGCUCUGCCUCGCCUGCCGCCGUAUCUACCGUCUCAGACGCUAGCUCUCCUCGCGGAGGUGGCGGUGCUGGAAGAGGAGGUCGUCCGGCUGGAGGAGCAGGUGGUCAAUUUCCGGCAAGGGAUCUAUCAGGAGGCGAUCAUCUUCUCCUCCGCCAAGAACACACACGUCCCCGGCGGCGAGGGUCCCGUGCCGGCGCAGCUCAUGCCGUCGGGCCCGGUGCCGAACUCAGAGGUCUCUCCGUCCGCACGCCAAGGUUCAGACCAUCCUCCCGCUCGUCCGUCAAUGAACAACGGAGUCGGGAGUGGGAAGCAAACAGCAAGAAAGCCCGUCCCUUCUUCGCCGAGCCAAGACGACCGCUCCGGCGAAGGGAAAGAGAACCAGUCGUGCAGCAACACGUCGGGCAAAAACUGCCGGCAGACGCCAUUGCAGCAGAAGGCGCCUAAGUCCAGGGCGCCAACCGCAGUGGCACCUGACAAACGCAGGGCUACUCCUGCUCAGACAACGAGUGCAGCGCCUGACCGUAAAAGACCUGCAGAAGCUGCCGGCAGCAACCCUGACAAAGCGUCCCAGGUCGACUCGACCGUGCCGAACAAACUGUCGGAGGAGCUGCUGAGGUGCCUGCUGACCAUCUUCUCGCAGAUGGGCUCGGCAGCCGGUGGCCAAGGAGACGAGGAGCAGCAGGCACCGUCCCCUUCGGUCUCAGGCUCCAGCGAGAGCUUGGAGGACGCGUACCCGCAAGACCCCUACGGCAUCCUUGAGCUGGGCGCAAGGGACAUCGGCCCGUACAAGCGGUUCCAUGUGGUCGACGCCGCUUCGUUCGAUCGGAACGCGCUGGCCGGUGACACGCUUCUUUCCCGGAGAUUGAAGGCCUUGCUGCGAAGGUUGUCGUCGGUUGACCUGGCGGGGCUCUCGCACCAGCAGAAGCUGGCGUUCUGGAUCAACAGCUACAAUUCCUGCAUGAUGAACGCGUUCCUGGAGCAAGGGAUACCAACUAGCCCCCAUAUGCUUGUGGCCAUGAUGCCAAAGGCGGCAAUAAACGUUGGUGGGAGCACGCACAGCGCCAUGUCCAUCGAGCAUUUCAUCCUGAGGUUGCCCUACAGCGUGAAGCAGGAGAAUCCGGAAGGAACGAAGGGCGACGACGUGACGGCGCGAGGAGCUUUCGGGCUGGAGUGGCCUGAGCCCCUGGUCACCUUCGCGCUGUCCUGCGGGAGCUGGUCCUCCCCUGCCGUGAGGGUGUACACGGCGGCCCGCGUCGAGGAGGAGCUGGAGGCGGCGAAGAGGGACUACCUGCAGGCCGCCGUGGCUGUGUCGACGCCGGGAAACCUCGCGGUCCCGAAGCUCCUGCAUUGGUACCUGCUCGAUUUCGCCAAGGACGUGGACUCCCUCAUGGACUGGGUCUGCCUGCAGCUGCCGACCGAGCUGCGGCAGAAGGCGAUGCGGAUCGUGGAGGACGGCAGGCGGGCGGGCGCCGAACCGCGGCGCAUCCAGGUCCUGCCGUACGAGUUCAGGUUCAGGUACCUGCUGGCCUCAUGAAGCACGCUGUCACGACUAGGAGGUGUUUUGUAGUUUGUACACAGGUUUGCAAUAAAGGCUAGAUUGUUGUGAUGCAAUUUGGCCUUUGUAAAGUGUCACACUCGAUUUUCAGAGAACAAAUCAGAUGUAUUCUAUAUGUAUGUCAGGAUUAAGUUUUCAUACACGUGGUGAUUUUAUAAUUGA
This is a messenger RNA of Phragmites australis (common reed), 2385 nucleotides long. RefSeq lists its product as uncharacterized. The record is from RefSeq and is a predicted model, not a curated record. Lineage: Eukaryota; Viridiplantae; Streptophyta; Magnoliopsida; Poales; Poaceae. Bases 376 to 2202 code for a protein of 608 amino acids. The transcript has 10 exons.